CAUUUCCACAAUCAAACUCAACUUUUUUCUUUCAUCACUUUCCGAGAAACUCCCUUAUCCCCUAGAAAAUCCUAUCUCCGUACCCUAUAAAGUUGCUCACAUUUCAUUUCGAUUUCACUUGCCACCACUUUCUUCAUCUCCUUAUUAUUCCACCAUGGAUGUUCUUGGUGUUCAUCAUCAAAUUAUCAAAUCCAAGAAGCACAAAAACAAAAGAUCCAAAAAGGGCAUCAAAGUUGUGUACAUAUCAUCCCCCAUGAAGGUCAAUACUUGUGCCUCAAAUUUUAGAGCUCUUGUGCAAGAACUGACGGGGAAAGACUCCGACGUCGACGCCUCGGCUUCGCGCUUCGUUGAAAACCCAAAUCCUAACAAGCUUGUUGACGAUCAAGAUGCGGUUGGGAGUGAUCAUUUGAUGGGUUUGUUGAGUGAGUCGUCUCCUACAAUUUCUGGUUCAGACAUGGAGUUGGUUGAUGAUGUAUUUAUGCCGCAUAGAGAAGGAAGUUUCUUGGGAAUGUUUAGUUCAAAUUUUUUUAGUGAUUUGUCUUUUCAGUUUAAUCAUCCGAUUAGAAGCUUUGAUUCAGUGUAAAUUUUGGAUGAACUCUUAGAGUUCUUCAUAUUUGAUCUUACGUUUAUGUAAG
Pistacia vera is the source of this 635-nucleotide messenger RNA. Its product is annotated as sigma factor binding protein 1, chloroplastic-like. The transcript has a single exon. Lineage: Eukaryota; Viridiplantae; Streptophyta; Magnoliopsida; Sapindales; Anacardiaceae. Bases 155 to 583 code for a protein of 142 amino acids. The record is from RefSeq and is a predicted model, not a curated record.